Molecule: messenger RNA, 1989 nt
Organism: Hippopotamus amphibius kiboko
Lineage: Eukaryota; Metazoa; Chordata; Mammalia; Artiodactyla; Hippopotamidae
Gene: SGCG
Product: sarcoglycan gamma
Exons: 8
Coding region: 141-1016 (291 amino acids)
Biological process (GO): cardiac muscle tissue development; heart contraction
Cellular component (GO): sarcolemma; sarcoglycan complex
Source: RefSeq, a predicted model, not a curated record
CCUCCAGGCUGGUUGGUGAACUUGAACCGUCUCCUCUCACUGUCUCACUCUGGGAGUCAUGGGACAGCCUGAAAUGCUCUUUCUCGGAAGGAUCUGAAGAGGCGCAGUUAAUUCACGCCGGGCUUUUUACAGCAUCAAAGAUGGUGCGUGAACAGUACACCACGACCACAGAAGGCACCCGCAUAGAGCGGCCAGAGAACCAGUCUGUCUACAAAAUCGGCAUUUACGGCUGGAGGAAGCGUUGCCUGUACUUAUUUGUUCUUCUUUUGCUUAUAAUCCUCCUUGUGAACUUUGCUCUCACAAUUUGGAUUCUUAAAGUGAUGUGGUUUUCCCCAAUAGGGAUGGGGUACCUGCAUGUUACAGAAGAUGGACUUCGCCUGGAGGGGGAAUCAGAGUUUUUAUUCCCACUGUAUGCCAAAGAAAUACACUCCAGAGUGGACUCCUCUCUGCUUCUGCAGUCCACCCAGAAUGUGACGGUCAAUGCACGCAAUGCAGAAGGAGAAGUCACAGGCAGGUUGACAGUGGGUCCCCAAAUGGUAGACAUCCAGAGUCAGCAGUUUCAGAUCAGCUCUGAGGAGGGCAAACCACUCUUCACUGUGGAUGAAAAGCAAGUUGUGGUCGGCACAGAUAAGCUUCGAGUGACUGGGCCUGAAGGGGCUCUUUUUGAACAUUCAGUGGAGACGCCCCUGAUAAAACCGGACCCACUCCAGGACCUUAGAUUACAAUCCCCGACAAGGAGUCUCAGCAUGGACGCCCCGAAAGGUGUUCAUAUUCAAGCUGCUGCAGGGGGGAUCGAGGCUCUUUCCCAGAUGGACAUUGUUCUUCACAGCAGUGAUGGGCCGCUUGUGCUCGAUGCUGAAACCGUGUGUCUACCCACGUUGGCUCAGGGGACUCCGGGGCCCGAGGGCAGCUCGCAGGGACUCUACGAAAUCUGUGCGUGUCCAGAUGGGAAACUUUACCUGUCUGUGGCUGGCACGGGUACCACGUGCCAUGAGCACAGUCACAUCUGCCUCUAAACCCUCAGCAUCUUCCACGGAGCACCUGCCUCGUUCCGGGGAGCUUUGAAAUGCUGACCUCAAGCCUUCACACCUGGAGCAACGCGACAAAGUAACACUGGGUUGGCACAUGGGAAGGAAGUAGGACACGCUUUCGAAGGGAGCUCUGAAAGAAAAAUGUACCAGUGAAAGCGUGCUCGUGAAACUCCGUGAUCUCCAAGUGGCGGGUGGACCUUAGACACAGAAGUCAAAGAAAUAUCAGAACAAAGUGUUGAUUCCACUAGAUUGAUUCCUUUCCAUCAGAACCAUUGUGACUUUCCCUUUCUUGUAUAACGCGUGUCGAUCUACAGUGAAAUAUUGAACUGCUGUGUGGCGUAAAUGUACGAUGCUCAGCUGUGGGUACCUGAUGCCCCGUGAGAGCAGCCCUGGUCCUGAUGAGGUGCCCCUAGAGUUCUAUGAGGUUUUCCACUGUGCGUCUCCCACCUGCACGUGCUCUCUUCAUUUUAAUGCAAAGUGUGUCAGGUUUCACAAGACAAUCUUCACGUUUUGAAGGGACGUUGAUGUUGAUUUGAUUUUCAGUAUGUAGUCAGGGGAAUAAAUUUUACAAAACCAUGCUUCCUUUAUGUAGUCAAUAAGCAAUAAAAAUCAACCCACAUUUUUCAGACUUCAGUUUGUCUUACUUUCUUUGAUCCUCACAACUCUUUGAUGUAGGUACUACUUUUCCCCCAGUUACUGGUAAUUAAAAGGUUCAGAUGGGACAGGUCAGAAGGUCAUGCAGUAUCUAUUAAAAUUAAACUGUGACCCUGCAUUUCCACAUCGGUUUUCACUUCGGACAACUCUGAUCUGUGUCUCAUUCCUUCCGCGUCACCCGUCUACCUGAUGCCUGUGCAGAUGGGCUGGUGCUCGCUUGACAAGUGGAGAAACUCACGUCCAAAGGAGUUUUGUCACCCACCAGAAUCGCAGUUAGGCGGGGCAGCUGCCCCACCGGUGUGCU